This is a messenger RNA of Labrus bergylta (ballan wrasse), 2108 nucleotides long. RefSeq names its product POC1 centriolar protein B (gene poc1b). Gene Ontology annotation, biological process: cilium assembly. Gene Ontology annotation, cellular component: centriole; ciliary basal body. The record is from RefSeq and is a predicted model, not a curated record. Lineage: Eukaryota; Metazoa; Chordata; Actinopteri; Labriformes; Labridae. Gene Ontology annotation, molecular function: protein binding.
UUUUCGUUUGCCAAACAAAAUGUAGCCACAGGUAGAUAGUUGUGUAGCUGUAGAAACAGUGGAUGUUAUUCGACUCCUUAUGCAAUUUAACACAUUUGCUCUCAAUGAACUUCCACACGAUUAAAAGUAGGCUGCUAGAAGACUGUCGACCGGAACUCGUAUGAUCUGAGAUCGAUAGAUUUGGUCUGAGUCAGUUGCUGAAGGCGAACUUGUUUGACAGACAUGGAAGUAACAUUACAAAGCAGCGGGGGGGCUCGACUUUCCUUUUAACAACAUUUGUUUUUUUUCUGACAAAUGGCGUCUGUUUUGGACGACCCAACCCUGGAGCGACACUUCAAAGGGCAUAAAGAUGCUGUCACCUGCACAGACUUCAACCCAAACCGCAAACAACUGGCCUCUGGGUCAGCGGAUAAGAAUCUGAUGAUCUGGAAUCUGGCUCCAAAGGGGAGGGCUUUCCGCUUUGUUGGCCACCAAGAUGCUGUCACUUCUGUGCAGUUCUCCCCCUUUGGUAACCUUGUGGCCACUUCCUCCAAGGACAGAACAGUCCGACUGUGGACGCCCUCCAUGAAAGGAGAGUCAACUGUGUUCAAAGCUCACACAGCUCCUGUAAGAAGUGUUGCCUUCUCCCACGAUGGCCACAGACUGGUGACAGCAUCUGACGACAAGUCUGUGAAAGUGUGGAGCGUUGAGCGACAGUGCUUUGUCUACUCUCUCAGCCAGCACACCAACUGGGUGCGCUGUGCCAGGUUUUCUCCAGAUGGACGGCUGAUAGCUUCGUGUGGAGACGACCGCACCGUCAGACUGUGGGACACGUCAACCAAACACUGCAUCAACUGUUUCACUGACUAUGGAGAAUCAGCAACGUUCGUUGAUUUCAACCCAAGUGGCACCUGCCUAGCAUCCUCAGGAGCUGACAGCUCACUAAAGAUCUGGGAUCUACGGACAAACAAGCUCAUCCAGCAUUAUCAAGUCCACAGUGCAGGAAUCAACAGCUUUUCCUUCCACCCGUCCAACAACUACCUGAUCAGUGGCUCCACUGACAGCACUGUAAAGAUCCUGGACCUGCUGGAAGGGCGCCUCAUCUACACCCUGCAUGGACACAAGGGUGCUGUAAUCACAGUUGCCUUUUCCAGGGCUGGAGAUCUCUUUGCCUCGGGGGGAGCUGAUUGUAAGGUGCUGAUGUGGAGGACAAAUUUCGACGCCAAAUCUUACCAGGACGUCCUGCAGCAGCACAGCCGGAGGUCCACCCCGGAUCCCCCGCCACACCUGACUGACAUCCACCCCAGAGGACCCCACCUUCACCGCCAGCAGCCCAGAGCCAUUCAGAUCAGUCAAACGGUGGCAGACACACAGUCCACUGAUCCUCAGGUCAUAGAGUUGGGCCGAGCUGCUCACAGCGCCAAGCUCUUCAGUGGUCAAACACACUCAUUCCCCCUGCAGACCGCCACCAACAGUCAGCACUCAAACGGUUUGCCGCCGUGUCACAUGGCCACUACAAGAGUGGAAGGAUGGAUGGGAGAGGAAAGUGUCUGUUGGACAGGUGCCGCCGCCACCGGGAGCCAGACAGGGGUCAGCGGGGGAGGGAAAGGAAGGAGAGAGGAAGAUGAAGAGGGGAGAGGGCAUACACAACCACUAGAAGUCGUCUCUGGUCAUCCAUCAAGUCUGGACCUGACUCUACAGCACAUCGUGCAACAGUUGGAUAUUCUCACACAGACGGUUUCAGUGCUGGAGGAGCGUCUCACCCUCACUGAGGACAAGCUGAAGGAGUGUCUCCUCAACCAGUCCCAGAUUCUCAAAGACGUGCAGAAGUCAGAGGAGAGGCGGAGGACGGAGAGCGAGGAGUCGGAUGGAUCGCCUGAAGAAUUCACAUGAGGACCGCGGGAAACAGACACAGACUGCACUGCUUACUCCAAAGACUGCUCAAGAGCGUGUGCUUUUGUACAUAUAUAUGUGUGUGUGUGUCUGUAUGAGGUUUCUGAUGUCCACUUAGGUGGUCUCUCUCAGGGGUCAGUGGGUAAAUCAGGAUUUGGGCAGGGCUUGAAGUGUGUGUGUGUGUGUGUGUGUGUGUGUGUGUGUGUGUGUGUGUGUGUGUGUGUGUGUGUGUGUGU